CAGUACACUCUACUACCGGCUGACUACGGGUAACGGGCACGCUACCGGCCUACCGGUCUGCGAUGAAAAAGGAACUAAACAAGCGUGCAGUGUUCGCACGUGUGAGUAUGUGUAGCCGUUCCAGUAGUUGUGCUAAUCUUGUGCCGCUUAAACAGCACUAAAGAAAUGCCGAAAUCUACCCGGUUUGGCGCGCACCGGUCGUCCGAUUCAACGGAACUACCCAACCUAAUGUCGUCCUUCGGGAACUUUCGUUCUCCCUCGUUCACCAAUGGUACGUUAUCGAAGUUUCUGCCGGGCACAGCCAAGCCGUGCACUUCGUCACCGCCGUCCGAGGAUUGCUGGCUCUGCAAAGAAGUGAACCGAUGGAACUCCGCUCUGGCCUCUCUCUCACUUGAACUGACAGAGGAAGAGCCCGGACGCUUGUGCCUGCGCACUUCACGCGACGCCGACCGCUACCCAGACUUCUUCGCACCCUUCAUACCCUGUGACACGGUCUUUCUUCUGGCGUGCCUUGCCCGCCAGCACGCGUGUAUCAAGCGGCUCAGCGUUUACGGCGGCGUGUUUGGAUGUCAACAAGUUCCAACGUCUGAACUGCUAAAGCUGCGACCGGGUAGCGCCGUCGAGUGCAUAGAGAUUUCCGGAUGCGCGGCUCGUUCUUGGACUGCAUUGUUGAACACUGUCGGUGACGUAUGCUCUUUAAGGAUCCUGCGCAUCGAGGACUUUGUCGUCAACGCCGACUCUACGUCGCGGCUCGUGGAACUCAUCCAGGCGAAUAAAGGAUGUCUGCGGGAACUCUCCUUCUCCGCGCACGAUGCGCCAUCCGAGAUCCCGGUGGAGUUGAUUAGCGCCCUAUACCGGUGCGAAGCCCUGACAGAGCUGUCGCUAUACGGACAGCCGACGCUAGAGGCUACCACUGCACUGGAACAACUCAUGCAGUCGAACGAAUCUAUCCAGAAGCUAUCUCUUCAAGACGAUACCCAAGACCAACGCAUCCUAAAUGCGCUAUGCAAUGGCCUGAGUGCAAACCUCUCUCCCACGGAGCUGCACUACGAAUGCGCAAGCCUGAACUUCGGACAGCUGCUGCAACUGCUUAAGCGCUAUAGCAGGCUCGAGUCUCUGGUUCUAAGCAGCAACGGGAACAGACCAAUGCGGUUGGAAAAGCACCAUGGCAUGUCAUUGAACACGCUCCUGGUGCACAGUGCUGGACUUCGCAGCUUGGAGGUUCGUCACUGCGCCUGGACAAGUCUUGCCGCCGAAGAAGUCGCUGCCGGAUUGGCACGUAACAGCUGCCUCGAGCGCUUCGAUGUAUCUCGGUGUGACCUCGACUUUGGCAUAGUGCUGACGCUAUGCAGCGCGCUUGAAACCAACGAUACCUUGAAGAUGCUGGUGUUUAGCCCCGACGAUGACUUCCUGCAUGAGCCAGUUGGUUUGUCUGAAAAGCUGGUGUCUGCCAAAUGUUUUGCCCGCACGACGACAACUUGGCCCAAGGCAUACACUCCGGCCCUCACUGAAGCCUUAAAGGUGCCCAUGCUAUGUCCAGAGGAGCUGCACCUCUCUGCCUUCGGGUCUUACAACGGCUCUUUUCAACUAUGCAAAGCGCUCGGUAACAGCACCAUCAAGUGCCUCUUCGUUAAAUUCUCCAAAUGCCGGAUCAGCCAGGUGCGAACAUUGCGCGGAGCACUCGCUGCCAGCCAAGUGCAAACAUUGCACGAAGCACUUGCUGCCAACUCCUCCAUCAGGAAGCUUGUAUUGCAGGAGGACAGCACAUCCAUUGGCUGCUGUUUUACUGUGGCUGAAGCUCUGAAGAAAAACAGAACAGUGACCGAAAUUUCUCUCAGCAUCCACGAGCUGAACUACUACGGUGUAGAAAGUCUCGAGUCGGUGGCUCUUGCCAGUGAUGCCUUGGAGAAGUUGACGCUAAACUGUAUCUAUGUGGUGCAGAGAUGCGUGUAUGUCAUGCGCGACCUUUGCCCCUCACUGACCUCUGCUGGCACGCUAAAGGGUUUCUCCAUAUUCAAUGAGAGGUGCUGCACUGAACAUUUAGUCGCUAAACUCAAGCACUGCGUGGAUCAGAACAGGAGAAAAUGGAACUGUGCCCUUCAUUUUGUGCUCAACCCCUGCGUCAGCAAGCGCUGGGCAGUGGCGUUCGAGUCACUGCAGGAAAAACCUUGUUUCCUCCAGCGCGUCACGAGAGCCUUGGGAAAGUCGUCGCAAGAUGCAUCGAGAAUGAUCAGAUUGGCAAAGCAUUUCAUAGCGAGAAACUACCUUUUAGUAACUGGAGUCGUCUCGCAAGGCGUCGCAUGCCAUCCUCACCUGGAGACUCAGGUAGACAGCCUGAACAGUGACUGCUGGCUUACCAUUGGAGAGUACCUAAGAGUGCUUGAUGUGGUCGACGACAGUUCCGAAAGUUGGUGCUAA
This is a messenger RNA of Rhipicephalus sanguineus (brown dog tick), 2418 nucleotides long. RefSeq lists its product as uncharacterized. The record is from RefSeq and is a predicted model, not a curated record. Bases 166 to 2418 code for a protein of 750 amino acids. NCBI's taxonomy places the organism in Eukaryota, Metazoa, Arthropoda, Arachnida, Ixodida, Ixodidae. The transcript is spliced from 2 exons.